This is a messenger RNA of Desarmillaria tabescens, 1485 nucleotides long. RefSeq lists its product as uncharacterized. The record is from RefSeq and is a predicted model, not a curated record. Lineage: Eukaryota; Fungi; Basidiomycota; Agaricomycetes; Agaricales; Physalacriaceae. Bases 1 to 1485 code for a protein of 494 amino acids. The transcript has a single exon.
AUGACAGUGGUAUUUGCCGAUUCAUGGCGUCCGCUCGUGACGUUCCCCGACUUCCAGCCAGUUGUUAAUCGCUACUUGGGACAAAAUCACGACUUGGGUGGAGCCUAUGCGUAUUUGCGUACCCAUUGGUGGGGGUUCUUGGAUGGCAAGGAAGAAGUAUAUGACCGGAAGAUGCGACAGGAUGUGCUCCGGGAUGGCAGGAUCAUCCGGAAGAAUGUGCCUCCUCGACGCGUAUGGGAUCUCCAUGCUAAUCGGGUGGUGCCGUACUGGGUCUUCAAGCGUGGGGAUGUGGAGGUCCUCAUGUGGGGGAUAUCACACGCAUGGAUGGAUGAGAAGGAUCGAGAGGACGUGUGGACGCCUAUCAACGGAUACGAGUGGCCGGUGCCCAUGCCGAAAGAUGCCGACCUUAAUCACAUUCGGAUCGAGAUGUUGAAUCUCGGAGCCGAGUAUGCAUGGCUAGAUGUUCUCUGUCUGAGGCAGAAGUAUGCUGUUAGAGAGGCUCACCGUGAGGAGGAUAUGCGCAAGGAACAUCUCCGCGUGGAAGAGUGGAAGCUGGACGUGCCCACCAUCGGAUACGUCUAUGAUAGCGGUGCACCUGUGGUAUGUUACCUCUGCGGACUGGGUCGGCCGCUGAGUUUGACAUCUGGAUACUUCGAGAGUGAUCGGUGUUGGUUCAAACGCGCCUGGACGCUUCAGGAGAUCAACCCCGGGUGUAGGGUGAUCAUUGGUGGCGACACCGGAAAUGACAUCAUCCGAAUGGAGUUCCAGGUACUACUGAGAUCACUGGUGGUGGACUCAGUAGAGGACACCCUCGCAGAGAUGCAGAGACGGCUGUCAACAAAUUCUAUGGACAAAGUUGCAGGCUUAGUAUACCGUCUCAACACGCGGUAUAUCCCAAUAUAUGAUUCAGGGCAAUCGGAAGAGAGCGCAUGGGAAGACCUUGUGCAGGCCAUGGAGUAUUCGACUCGGAUAAGGUUGUUCUACUGCUACCCUGAGCCUGGCGACGGAAACGCGUAUUGGUAUCCAUCAUGGACGCAAGUAAGGAACGCGGAAUUCAUAUCAUUCGAAGAUGAUAAAUGGUCAGCGGAGGUUUUCCGGACAGAGCGAGAGGAUGGUCAGGAGCCGGGUACUGACUGGCAUGAGGGACCCUUUAUCAAUUCAGCCACUGUGCGGGGCUUGGCCGACUCUUCAAACAAUGAAAAACGUCGAGAAGGAGAACUGGUUGUCAAAGAUGAUGAGGGGGCACCCCACAAAUUCAAGAUUGCGGCUGAUCACCACUACUCAAUACCUGAUGAUGACUCAUACACGCUCCUAGGAACAGGCGAUGCCUGGUAUACUUGGAGUUAUUUUUGGGUGGUCGGAAAGCGAAGACCGGAUGGAAUGUUUGAGAAAUUGUCGGUGCUUGAGGUGGCGGACAAGGAUGACGUAUAUAAGCUUUGGAAACUCGGAAUUAUUCAAGGUCCUACUAAAACAUUCCUUUGCUGA